This is a messenger RNA of Oncorhynchus kisutch (coho salmon), 2425 nucleotides long. Its product is annotated as A disintegrin and metalloproteinase with thrombospondin motifs 7. The record is from RefSeq and is a predicted model, not a curated record. Gene Ontology annotation, molecular function: metalloendopeptidase activity. Gene Ontology annotation, biological process: proteolysis. Lineage: Eukaryota; Metazoa; Chordata; Actinopteri; Salmoniformes; Salmonidae. The transcript is spliced from 8 exons. Bases 370 to 1740 code for a protein of 456 amino acids.
CCACUAAACUGUAUCGGAGAGGGAGGUUCUUCAGCAAAGUUUGGCUUGUUAGGGAAAGUUCCUAACUGUCAGGGCUGUCGAAGGGGCCUUGAUGGAAGAAAGGAGGACAUCGUCUUGUCAGCAAACAACACUUACAGUUUACAAUUCUUGGAACGCAAAAGACGCGUGUGAAAAUCACUGAGGAAGGAUACAACGUCGUACAGAAGUUAAUUAAGUUUAUAUCGCCGGCGUCACGCAUUCUAUGUCUAAAGUACAUGGUUCUAGCGGGAUAUAAGUGUUUCACUACAACAUUGAAAGUGUUUGAAAUGACAGUCGGUACAGUGAGGAUAAAGCAUAAUAACAUAUUGUCUUUCUUUACCUUCCAACAAGAUGAUUUACUUACACUGCGGACUUGCACAACCUUUCUCUCCAAUUUACUUUUUGGUUGCAGCGGGGAUCUUGGCGAUGUUUAACAACAGUAAAACAUUUGGAUUUGAACAAGAGACGGAGAGCUUUCUACAGGGGCUUCCGCAGUACGAGGUCGUUCACCCCUACCGAGUGGACGCCAAAGGUCACUUCCUGUCCAACUUUGUGUCCCACCGCGUCAGCCGGGUACAGCGGAGGGAAACCCAGGGGGAACCAGGAAAUCCUACACGGGUGUUCUACCAGUUGCAGCACGGUGGCCACAAUCUGCACUUCAACCUCACCCUCAACCCACACUUGCUGGCUCCUGGUUUCCUGACUGAGCGAAGGUACGGAGGCAUGGAGGGGGCCAAAAUACGCAGCCAUGGCCCUUCGCUGUGCCACUUUAUCGGGGACGUGUGGGACCAGGCAACCAUGAAGGGGAGGGCGGCUAUAAGCACUUGUGACGGCCUGACUGGGCUGUUCAAGCUGUCCCAGGAGGAGUUCUUUAUCCGGCCAUUGGAGCGGUCUAGUGAUGAGUUGACGGCACCACAAGUCCACAUUAUCUACAAGCGCCACACCUCCCCCACCCAAAGCCAGUUGGUACAGCCCAUCUCUGGAGACCAUACCACCAACGGUACCUGUGGGGUCAAAGAUCCCGCUGCGGCGUUGGAACAUGUGGAGAGGCAACGGGAGCGCUGGGAGAGACGCCAGCGGAGGAAGAGGAGGAUACGCCAGCGUUCCAUCAGCAGGGAGAAGUGGGUGGAAACGCUGGUGGUGGCCGAUUCCAAGAUGGUGGAGUACCACGGCAGCAAGGGCGUGGAGAGCUACGUACUGGCUGUCAUGAACAUCGUGUCGGGGUUGUUUCAUGAUGCCAGCAUUGGAAACCCUAUCAACAUCGUAGUGGUUCGUCUGAUCCUGCUGGAGAAGGAAGAGGAAGACCUGAAGAUCACCCACCACGCUGACAACAGCCUGAGCAGCUUCUGUAAGUGGCAGAAACGGCUUAACGUGAAGGGAGAAGAACACGCGGUCCAUCACGACGUGGCCGUCCUUCUCACCAGAAAGGACAUCUGUACGGCCAUCAAUAAGCCCUGUGAGACCCUGGGCCUGUCUCAUGUGGCAGGAAUGUGUCAGCCCCACCGCAGCUGCAGCAUCAGUGAGGACACGGGCCUGCCGCUGGCCUUCACCGUCACCCACGAGCUCGGGCACAACUUUGGGAUUCAGCAUGAUGGGAACGGCAAUGACUGUGAGCCGAUUGGGAAAAGACCUUUCAUCAUGUCUCCACAGCUCCUGUAUGGCACCUCCACCCCCAGCUGGUCGCGCUGCAGCCGCCAGUAUAUCACCCGCUUCCUCGAGUGAGUUCUAAUUCUAUUGUCCCACACUGAUGACCUCAUCAUUCUGUCUAAGUUUCUCCCUGUUUCUCUCUCACACUUUGUAAUGAUAAUGCAAAUGAUAGUAUAUAGAAAACCAUACAAUGCAUCAUUCAAUCAGGCUUAAUGCAAUGUUCCCAAAGGAAAAGAGAAUGCAAACAUAGUGAGAAUUAUCUGUUGUUCUCUUUCUGCCUCUCUCUCCGUCUCCAUCCUGUCUUUCUCUCUUUUAUUCUCUCUCUCGCUCUUCUCUCCUCAUCCCCUUCAAACUACUUUAUCUGUCUCUUUCCCGUCUCUAACUCCCUAUUCUACAAUUCCACUCAAUUCAUUUGUGCCACUGAUGGCCCUUGAAUCCAUAACACAACUACACCCCAAUAAGGACCUAAGGGAAUAUGUACCGGAUAUAUGCAGUGAUUUAUGAGUGCAUUCUAAUUGUCCCAUGGUCUCUUUGUUCCAUGUUGCUUGAUGCUUUCAAAUUGAGCAGUUCCACCAAUGAUGUAUCCACUUUCAAUCUACCAUCUACCCAGAUAGCCUGGAUAUGAGAGGGUUGUAUGUGGAUGGUACUUAGAAUGUUUCAAUCUACCAUCUACCCAAAUAGCCUAGAUAUGAGAGGGUUGUAUGUGGAUGGUACUUAGAAUGUUUCAAUCACAGAUCAAUAAACAAAACCUCCAUCACUG